Molecule: messenger RNA, 195 nt
Organism: Anisakis simplex (herring worm)
Lineage: Eukaryota; Metazoa; Nematoda; Chromadorea; Rhabditida; Anisakidae
Source: the annotation of a GenBank genome assembly
AUGCACUCAGUACUCUCAAUAUUGAGUGUCCUCUUAAAGGCACCCGUUGUACCGUCGAAGGCACCAGUCGUUAACGCUUUCAUGAAACAACUCAAUGCCCUCAUCAAACUAAUCUCUGCAAGUAGCGGUAUUAUCGCUGAAAACGAUCUCCAACUGGAAUUCUUCACUCAACUUCCACCCGCCUACGACCACGAG